GUUGUAUCGCGCCCAGCGAGCCCGCGUGGCCGUGGCGCGAGCAGACGCUGCAGCCGCGCUGCUUCAGUACAUCCUGUGGGUGGUCCGAGUGCAGUGCGGUUGGCGUCGAGGUGACAAACUUGAAAGACGACUGAAGCCGAAGAGCUGCAGCAAAGUCGGAUCAACCUUAUCCUUGGAUUCAGAAGUCGAGAGCCUACAGCGCAAACUUGGCGAGAUUUGAACCUCGCGGCUUCCUGUCUGGUCCCAGCAUCUUCCAGUUCCCGCGCUUUCUCCCGCUUAGAGAGCUCCGCGCAGGCGCACACAAGCACGCAGCAGAGGCCACGAGCAUGGCCGCGUCCGGGGGCGAGGUGGCUGCCAUGGGCGAGGGGUCCGGUAUUGAGGAGGCCUUCCGGUACAUAGAAUCUAAAGAAGAAUUUGUUAAAGUCAGAAAGAAGGACCUGGAGCGGCUGACCACUGAAGUGAUGCAGUUACGGGACUUCUUACCCAGACUACUGAAUGCCGAGUUAAUGGAGAGUUUCCAGAAAUUAAACGUUGUAGAAAAAAACCUGGAAAGGAAAGAACAAGAAUUAGAGCAGCUGAGAUUGGACUGUGAACACUUCAAAGCCCGGCUAGAAACUGUACAGGCAGACAGCGGGAGGGAGAAGAAGGAGAAGUUGGCUCUUCGACAACAGCUGAAUGAGGCGAAACAGCAGCUCCUCCAGCAGGCUGAGUACUGUACACAAAUGGGAGCAGUUACCUGUACCCUCCUCUGGGGUGUCUCCAGCAGUGAGGAAGUCGUCAAAGCUAUUCUGGGAGGAGACAAAGCAUUGAAGUUUUUCAACAUCACUGGUCAGACAAUGGAGAGUUAUGUGAAGUCAUUGGAUGGGGAUGUCAAGGAGGUUGAUUCUGAUGAAAACCAGUUUGUAUUUGCAUUGGCUGGAAUUGUAACAAAUGUUGCUGCCAUGGCAUGUGGCCGUGAAUUCUUGGUGAAUUCCAGUCGGGUGCUCUUGGACACCAUGUUGCAGCUGCUGGGGGACUUAAAGCCCGGACAGUGCACCAAACUCAAAGUUCUAAUGCUAAUGUCCCUGUACAACGUGAGCAUCAAUUCAAAAGGCUUGAAGUACAUCAGUGAGAGCCCUGGAUUUAUCCCUUUGCUGUGGUGGCUUUUGAGUGAUCCAGAUGCAGAAGUGUGCCUUCAUGCCUUGCGGCUCAUCCAGUCUGUGGUUCUAGAACCAGAGGUCUUUUCCAAGGCGGCCCGGGAGCUCCGGAGCUCCUUACCCCUGGAGCGCAUCCUGGCCAUGUCCAAGAGCCGCAACUCCCACCUGCAGACUGCAGCUCAGGAGCUCCUGGAAGACCUCCGUGCCCUGGACUGCAGUGUUUAAGUGUGCUUGACCACCAGGGGCUUGGUGAAAAUGCCAGUGCCCCUUCCCCUCCCCAGGCCCUUUACCUUAGUGUUCACAACUAGAUGUCACUGUAUGUCAUGUGUUAGAGAUUGUAGGCCUUGACAAACUACAGAUGGAUGUGAUGUUAUGAUAAGCAUCCUGCAUUUCCAUCCUGGGAGGCCAUACUUGUUAGGGUAUGUUAAUCUUGUCAGAGCAAUGACCAAAAAAGGUUGUAUUCUCCAGGAAGGUCUCAGUGAACACCUGUAAACUAUUCCAGAGUUCUCUCAGAGUAGCUUCUUGCUGUCCUAGAGGCUGCCCACAUCAAUAGGAUCACUCUAAGGAUGGGCGUUUAGAUCACCAUCUACCAUGGAAUCAGUCUUUCCCAGAAGCAUUUCUAUGAUUAACCCAUUCUCUUUCUCAAGAAGCUAUAACCCCCACUACACAGGCUUACCUUUGUAACCUUUUGGUGAGCUUGUUAUUUCACAUGACAUUGGGCAUUUGAUCCCUGUUUUGGUGCUUCUUUUUAUUUUUGAAUAAAGUUGUGAAAUACAA
This is a messenger RNA of Mesocricetus auratus (golden hamster), 1913 nucleotides long. It is a transcript of the gene Hsf2bp, whose product is annotated as heat shock transcription factor 2 binding protein. Gene Ontology annotation, cellular component: cytosol. The transcript is spliced from 9 exons. Lineage: Eukaryota; Metazoa; Chordata; Mammalia; Rodentia; Cricetidae. The record is from RefSeq and is a predicted model, not a curated record. The coding region runs from base 327 to 1361 and encodes 344 amino acids.